AUGCCCCAAGCCUUCAUCCCGGAGUUAGCUUGGUUUAAAGUGAUGUUAUACGUGGCAACCCAAUCAUCGGAAGAUCUCUUCCGUAUGGCAUCUGUAUGCCCAAUGUUCCAUACAUUGGCAAACACUCCACAGGUGUGGAACACCAUUUUAAUGGCAAAGUACCCAGACCAUCCUAGCUGGUACCAUGCCAAUCCUGCAGUCCAGUAUUUCUUGCAACAAUGCAGGGCUUGCGAGAACCCUGAGUCGAUAUUUAGAGAAGCGUUCGAAGUGUUUUUCAUGCAGGGUAAUGUGGAAGCGUUGUAUGGGAUGCACAUUGCAGCCACGGCAGGCCAUAUAGAAGCGGCAUAUCUAGUUGGACUACUUGGCAUGUCCGGAAUUAGUCAGUCAAAAGAGGAUGCAUUAGAAUUUUUGUGUUCUUUGAAUCAACGUAACAACAUUGAUAUGAAAGGAACCAGGGAUGCUUUGAGACGAAGAUUAAGCCGAGUUUUCUCUGUUGCAAAACAUAUCGUAGACAUGUUUUACUAUGGGAAGAUUAAGUUCAAUCAUUGCAGUGCUUGUAACAACAACGAAUGGUGUUUUGUUAUUCAAGGCUGGCCUACUGAAGCAAAGAUAAGUCCUGCCUUCUGGACUUGUUGCAAUCGAUGCAAAUGA
This is a messenger RNA of Prunus persica (peach), 651 nucleotides long. RefSeq lists its product as uncharacterized. Lineage: Eukaryota; Viridiplantae; Streptophyta; Magnoliopsida; Rosales; Rosaceae. The transcript has a single exon. The record is from RefSeq and is a predicted model, not a curated record. Gene Ontology annotation, molecular function: protein binding. The coding region runs from base 1 to 651 and encodes 216 amino acids.